This is a messenger RNA of Colias croceus (clouded yellow), 1829 nucleotides long. Its product is annotated as tether containing UBX domain for GLUT4. Lineage: Eukaryota; Metazoa; Arthropoda; Insecta; Lepidoptera; Pieridae. Bases 144 to 1670 code for a protein of 508 amino acids. The transcript is spliced from 8 exons. The record is from RefSeq and is a predicted model, not a curated record. Gene Ontology annotation, molecular function: protein binding.
UAAACAGGAAUGAUAUGCAUCUUAUUUUUUUUACGUUUAGUUACAUAUAUGACUUCUAUUCAAUAGUUAGUACUGUGAUGAUAUUUAAUGGUUGCUGGUUGAGUAAAUUAAAAUAUUUUUUGAAAGAUAUAAAAUAAAUAAAAAUGUCUAAAGAUAUCAUUAUACUUAUUCCUAAUGGCAGGCGUAUAAAAGUACAUUGUACGCCGGACACGAGCUUUUUACAGGUCUUGGAAGAUGUAUGUGAAAAACAGGGAUAUGAGGCCAGUGAAUACAACUUAAAACACCAUAAUCACAUUGUUGACUUAACAACUACUAUAAGAUUCUGUAAUAUACCAAAUAAAGCUACAUUAGAGAUGGUAGAAGCUGACAAAAAGCGAGUUGAAGCUAAUGUUACAGUGGGUCUUUUAUUAGAUGAUGGUGAAAGGAGAACAGCAGAAUUUGCUCCUAAUACCUAUUUAUUUGAUUUGGUGACAUCUCUUGCUGACAAUGAAUUAUCAACUAUGAAAAAUCCCACCAUCAUGUAUAUGAGGCAGGAAGUAAUUGGGAUUUCAGCUCUCAAAGAAAAAACACUAAGACAAUUGGGAUUAAUAGCUGGUAGAGCAGUGCUCCGUUUACUGGAUAAAACAGAAACCACACAAGCCAAUGUAUCAUCAGUGUAUCGUGCUAACCCAGAAAAACCUAAAACGGAAGAUGUGAAUAACAAGGAACCUAUUAAUAUGAACACCCAAGAUCUUUCAGGUACAAGUGGUGAGGAACAAUUAAUUGCAGCACACAAAGACAAAGAUAUGAAAUCAAUUGAUCCAGUGAAACUAUACAAGUCCUUAAAAAUACAACAACAGAAUUCAAUCUCUCUAAAAACUGAUAACAUAGCUGUUAUGAAUAAUAGUGAACAAAACACUGAAAUGGUAAACAGAGAGUCAGUCACAGCAACAAGUUCUAAACGAAAUCUGGAGAGCAAAGCACAAAAAAAAUUAGAGACACAAGAUGAACUCGAACGACGCCUUAAAAUAGAGGAGGAGGUCACUUUUGUUGGCUCUCAAAAAGCAAUUGCAUUUAUGCAACCCCAAGAAAGUCAUGAUGAAUUAUCAGACCUCCCUGAUGAUUUUUAUGAAUUGAGUAUAGAAGAAGUACGAAAAAUUUACCAUGAAUUGCAACAAAAGCGAAUUGAGUUCGAGAAUACACCUCUUUUAACAUCAACAAAAAGAGAGGAACUUGAAAAGCAGGUAUCUCAACAAAAAAUUAAUGCAUAUAGACAUGUUGUAGUACGAAUACAAUUUCCUGAUAACAUGAUAUUACAAGGAGUUUUUACACCUUCAAAUACAAUAAAAGAUGUUAACAAUUUUGUGAAGGAACAUCUACAAAAUCAAGAUAAAGAAUUUCAAAUAUUCACAACACCACUGAAGGAAAGCUUAGAUCCAGAUACAACUCUACUAGACGCAAAAUAUGUCCCCUGUGUGCAUAUGCAUUUUAAAUGGUUGGAAGAAAACUCAGGGCAGACCUAUCUUAAAGAUGAUAUAUACUUAAAACAAACUUCAAGUGAUGCUGCUAGUAUUUUAGCAUCCAAAUACAGAGCCCCUACAAGGCGAAAAUUGGAAGAAACGCAAGGAAGUUCAAACAAUAAAACUUCAACGUCAAAAGAGAGUAAAUUACCAAAAUGGUUUAAGAAAUAGUCUGUUUAUAAAAUAAAUAUAACCAUGUACCUAUAUCGAAAAGUUAAAUGUGAACAUUUACCACAUUGGAAUACUUACUGGAAAAUUAGGAGUUAUUUAUACGAUUAACAUUAUAUAACUAGUUCAUGUUUACUUCAAAUUAAAAAACUGUACAUAUUA